ACUCCGAUUCAGAAGCGAAACCCCAAAAAUCAAAUACGCCCCCAAUCACUUCUGAUUCACUCUCUCCAACCCAAAAAUGCCGUCGUUUAAGCCAUUCGCGGCCGCCGCGAACACUCUCCGGUCUCGCCUCAGCCCAUCCCUUCGUACACGUGGAGGCGGCGGACACGGUCCUAGCCGGUGGACAAGUCCAGGUCACGAGGAUCACCCCAAAGGUCUGCCCUUCAGCCGUACGCCGCCGCCGCCGGGAGAGUCGCGUAAAUGGGAGGAUUGGGAGCUCCCCUGCUACAUCACCAGCUUCCUUACUAUUGUCAUCCUCGGAGUUGGUCUGAGCGCGAAGCCCGAUCUCACGAUUGAGACCUGGGCCCACCAGAAAGCCCUCGAACGGCUCGAAUUGGAGGCCGCACAGCCCGCCGUUGAUUCCGAUUGAAGAAGAUAUCUGCCAUUUACUGGGGUAUGGUGUUUUUUGUUUUUUUUUUCCCGGCUCAUUAUUGUAUCUUCACGCUAGAAACGAAGCGGAUGAAUCGUCUUGGGUUAUCUUAUCUAGUUUUGAAGAAAUAAAUGUAAUUGGCUGACUUUGUUUUUCGUGUUUUUUUAAUUUAGACAAAUUUUGCAUCGAAUGCUAUUAAUAUACUGUGGUUUUCAGAGUGUUUGAGUUACUUGGGGUUACAUUGGUUCGAAAUAAUGUUACAUUUUGUGUGCAUUGGAUGAAUGCAUUGCAUUUGCUUU
Erythranthe guttata (spotted monkey flower) is the source of this 726-nucleotide messenger RNA. RefSeq lists its product as uncharacterized. The record is from RefSeq and is a predicted model, not a curated record. Lineage: Eukaryota; Viridiplantae; Streptophyta; Magnoliopsida; Lamiales; Phrymaceae.